Messenger RNA from Sycon ciliatum, 1316 nucleotides. RefSeq lists its product as uncharacterized. NCBI's taxonomy places the organism in Eukaryota, Metazoa, Porifera, Calcarea, Leucosolenida, Sycettidae. The coding region runs from base 630 to 1316 and encodes 228 amino acids. The record is from RefSeq and is a predicted model, not a curated record. The transcript has 2 exons.
UAGUAAUAGCACUCGACUCGUCUCGACUCGAGUGAAGGAUUACUUAUUAGUGGUGUCGAGUCUGAAGCCCGAGCCAAUGCUGUAGUUGCUGAAGCCCCAUCCUAUGGAAUACUACCAACUCCCCGGCACAAGCUGCGCAGGGAAUUCAAACUGACGCACAGUCACUAUCAACGUUAUCAUUGCUGAGAUCAUCACUCGUACACGCAGCUGAUCCAUCACUAUCGGACACACAUGAGUCGUCGCAAUCUGAGUUUGGCUGGGCAUGAUUGGACUCAGUUUCCAGUUGCGAUACGUCAACGGACGUACUUUGCUGUGGUGGUUGCUCUGGCCUACUGUUGAGCGGAUUUGCGCAUGCAGUUUCGCAGCGGCAGAUGUCAGUGCACGCAAGAGAUGACUUCUUGCAUGAGCAGCGUUGAGUGUCACACACUCCUCGGCACCCGCAGCUGAUGAGGCUCUGAAGUUCUUUUGGCACUGCCUGCUGUUCCGUCCAAUUCACAGCGACUUUGCCUGAGGGAAGAAACAAACAUUGUCACAGACAGUUAAUUUAUUCCUCGCGUAUAUUUGUGCAGUAGACAGUCAACGCUUCCGGCUGGUUGACCGUGCUUCCUCUCAAGCAGGAAGGUUAUGACAUGUCGGCGGUCCAGUUCCGCGAUCAGUUGGCCAUUCGCUAUGGCCAGGAGCCGAACGCUCUCCCGUCGCAUUGCGAUGGCUGUGGAGCUGCUUUCUCUCUACAGCAUGGUCUGGAUUGCAUGAAGGGUGGGCUCAUCAAGCGCGGGCACAACGAUGUCCGCGACUUCGAUGCCCGGCUGGCAGACGUUGCAUGGGGAGGUGUGGCUGUCAAGCCGGUGAUGGUACCUGUGCAGGAUGGCAACAACCGCCCCACACUGCAGGCGGAUUGGCUGGUCCGGGGAGUUUGGGAAGGAGACAGGGUGGCGUACUUUGACAACCGCAUCGUGGAUGCCGACGCACCCAGCUACGUCCGCUCGAACCUCUCUUGGAACGCCGUAUCCAACAGUGCUGCCUCUUCCAAGAAGAGAAAGUACAAGGCGGCCGCAGAGGAGCUGCGAGCAUCCUUCACCCCGCUGGUCUGCUCAACUGAUGGUGCACUGCACACAGAGUACCGUGCGUAUCAACGGCGACUUGCUAUGCGCCUUGCCUCCAGGUGGGACAAGUCCUACAGCAACGUCAUGUCCUGGGUGCGGACCAACCGUCAGUUUGCUGUUUUCCGGGCUGUCGACCUUCGUCUCCGGGGUUCACGUCGUCGUCUCAGUGGGCUGGCAAUUUGCGAUGGUGUCGGCCUUGGCGUUGGCCGUUAA